Messenger RNA from Penicillium pulvis, 921 nucleotides. Its product is annotated as alpha/beta fold hydrolase. Bases 1 to 921 code for a protein of 306 amino acids. The transcript has a single exon. The record is from RefSeq and is a predicted model, not a curated record. NCBI's taxonomy places the organism in Eukaryota, Fungi, Ascomycota, Eurotiomycetes, Eurotiales, Aspergillaceae.
AUGACAGGGUCUACGAUGGUUCGUAUCGGCGAACAUUGUCUCUUUGCCUCGGUCAGCGGUCCUCCCUGCACACCGUCGGAUCCACUAGUGGUUAUUCUCACCGGCGCCGGCGAUGUCGCAUCAUCAUACACAGCCCUGGCCCCUCUUGUAGCCCAAUUUGCUCGUAUACUCGUAUACGACCGUUCGGGUCUCGGGCGUAGCGAGCCCGGCCCCAAAGGAUCAGCCGUCACGGCAGCGGAAGAACUACACAAAUUGCUCCACAAAAUGCAACUAUCCCCACCUUUAAUACUAGCAGCCCACUCCUAUGGCGGGAUUGUGGCCCGAGAAUAUCUCCACUUAUACCCCAGCGACGUGGCUGGGCUAGUUCUAGCCGACAGUUCCACAGAGCGACAAGGCGACUAUUUUCGGAUCCCAGAUCCUAGCAUCAGCGCCGUACAAGGCGAUCUCAAAUUCGCCCAGGUAACAGGGCUUCGUGCGGACACCGUCCUAUCUCGAGAUGAGUGGCGGACGCGUGCAAUUGAUAUUGCCCGCGGAGCUGAGGCGGCACAGGCGGAGGCAAAUUCCCUCGUGGCAGUCUGUCAUACGUUGGCGGAGAAAAAGCAGUUAGACAAUCAGGCGAUGGGCUCGAGACCCGUUAGUGUGAUUCGCUGUAAUGGUGCCAGGGACUAUGAGCGUAUCUACCAACGAGGCGUGGAAAUGGGCUAUGGGUCUUUACAGCAGCAGAAGGAAUUUAGGGACCUGCUUGAUCGUUGGCCAGGUAUUGAUCGAGAUCUACAAGAGGAGCAGCUGAGGCUUUCCUCCACUACCCGCCUUGUGCAUUUAUCGGAGUGUGGACACAAUGUCCACCUAUUGCAGCCAGAUAUGGUGGCGGCAGAAAUCCAUUGGGUGAUAGAGCAGCUGGGGCUUGUGCAGGAGCUGUGA